This is a messenger RNA of Sciurus carolinensis (gray squirrel), 972 nucleotides long. RefSeq names its product olfactory receptor 18-like. The record is from RefSeq and is a predicted model, not a curated record. Lineage: Eukaryota; Metazoa; Chordata; Mammalia; Rodentia; Sciuridae. Gene Ontology annotation, biological process: G protein-coupled receptor signaling pathway. Gene Ontology annotation, cellular component: membrane. Gene Ontology annotation, molecular function: G protein-coupled receptor activity; olfactory receptor activity.
AUGACCCAGCAGAGCCUCCGAAUCAUUCAGUGUCCAAGCAAUAGAGAUCCACAAAAUCUGACACAUGUCUCAGAAUUCCAUCUCAUGGGUCUCUCAGAUGAUCCAGACCUGCAGCCCAUCCUCUUUGGACUGUUCCUGUCCAUGUACCUGGUAAUAGUGCUUGGAAACCUGCUCAUCAUCCUGGCUAUCAGUUCUGACUCCCACAUCCACACCCCCAUGUACUUCUUCCUCUCUAACCUGUCCUUGACUGACAUUGGUUUCAUCUCCACCACAGUCCCAAAGAUGAUUGUGGACAUCCAGACUCACAGCAGCAGCAUUUCCUAUGUGAGCUGUCUGACUCAGAUGUCUCUUUUUAUCCUUUUUGGAUGCAUGGAUGGUAUGCUUCUGACUGUGAUGGCCUAUGACCACUUCGUAGCCAUCUGUCACCCACUAUAUUAUCCAAUCACUAUGAACCCCUGUCUCUGUAGUUUCUUGAUUUUAUUAUCUUUUUUGUUUAGCAUUUUGGACUCACAACUGCACAAUCUUAUUGUCUUAAAGUUUCCCUACUUUGAGAAUGUGGAAAUUGCUAAUUUCUUCUGUGACCCUUCUCAACUCCUUAAUCUUAUCUGUUCCAACACCUUUACCAACAAUAUAAUGAUGUAUAUCUUUGGUGCCAUAUUUAGUUUUUUUACCAUCUCAGGGAUCCUUUUCUCUUAUUAUAAAAUUGUUUCCUCCAUUCUGAGAGUUCCAUCAUUAGGUGGGAGAUACAAAGCCUUCUCCACCUGUGGGUCUCAUCUGUGUGUUGUCUGUUUGUUUUAUGGAACAGCCAUUGGAGUGUACUUCAGUUCAUCUGUCUCACAUUCUCACAGAAUGGGUGCAGUGGCCUCAGUGACAUAUACUGUGGUCACCCCCAUGCUGAACCCCUUUAUUUUCAGCCUGAGGAACAGGGACAUUAAAAGAGCCCUGAGGAAGUUACACAGGAAAACUAUCUAA